This is a messenger RNA of Cygnus olor (mute swan), 14287 nucleotides long. RefSeq names its product zinc finger and BTB domain containing 14 (gene ZBTB14). Gene Ontology annotation, cellular component: nucleus. The transcript has 2 exons. The record is from RefSeq and is a predicted model, not a curated record. NCBI's taxonomy places the organism in Eukaryota, Metazoa, Chordata, Aves, Anseriformes, Anatidae. Gene Ontology annotation, biological process: regulation of transcription by RNA polymerase II. Gene Ontology annotation, molecular function: protein binding; RNA polymerase II cis-regulatory region sequence-specific DNA binding; DNA-binding transcription factor activity, RNA polymerase II-specific. The coding region runs from base 1243 to 2589 and encodes 448 amino acids.
AGAAGGGUGGGAUUGCUCCUCGCUUAUUAACCCUGACCCUUUGCUGCUUGUUCAGAAAGAAAGCAGUCUUACCCAGCCGGCAACAAACUCCCAGCAGAUCCUCUUGGGAUAGUCGUAGGUCCUAUUGGGAUAGUCACUGGUCUUGCCCUCAUCAGUGCUGUGUUAAUGCCUCGUCCUGGGGUGGCAGAGCCAGACAGCCCAGGAAAACACACACAGCUUCUUGGUUUUGUGUAUUUCAAAUAUCAGUACACUUCCCUUUUGGCUAUCUUAGCAUCUGAUUGUAUAGGACAAUGAAAAUAAUUUUGGUUUUCCUCUCUUUUUUUUUUUUUUAUUUUUUACUUGUUUUCUUAAGUCACUGGCACUAGUUGCUGCAACGCCAGACCUGCAAGCACAUUUGCAGGGUGCUGUCUGUUUCCAUACUGUGUUAAAAAGUGGGAGUUGCAUACCUGUCAGCUGGUUCCGUUUCAUGUAUGGUCAAAGAAAAAUAAGGAUAAAUAGGAGUUUAGGAGUUGAGCGUCCUGUAGCUGCACGUGAGGUGAUGGAGGGAGGUGUUUGAACCAACUGUUAGAUUACCCUCCUCUCCAAUGCAUUUCCUGUCUCUACCACAAGUGGCUGCCUCUGGGAGAUGGGGAUUGAAUAAUGUAAAUUCUGUAUCUUUCACUAUCCCUCUGCCAUUCAAGUAUCUCUAUUGUUUCUUUGGAGAUCUGGUAACCUUGGUCUCUCUGCGUCCAUCUCUAUUCAUCCAUCUGCAGCCCAACAUGGUGUCCUUUGAGCUGCUCUGUCUGCUUACCACUCUUUCCAGUGGGCUUGGUCAGCUCACUAAUUCAGCGGAAUUCAGUCAUUCAGUCUUUUUGAUGGCUUAAUAAGUUAACUGUGUUGAUUCCUGUAGAAGUUUUUCUGUCAUUCAGCUCUAGUCCAAAGUAAGUAGCAAGAAAGCAGAGUCAUGGAAAUGGAAAAGCCAGAGGAAAGUAAAUGCAUGGUCUAUGACAGCAGUGCUAUCAAAUUAAUUUACGAAGUCAUUGGUAGGAUGAGGCAUUUUAAUAAUGUAUACAGAAUCAUUGUAAAUAAUGGAAAAUACUAUGUUUUAACGCGCUAAUUUAAAAUAACUUAUGGAAUGUAUUUUAUCAUUUCUUAAAAUGUUACUAUCUUUCUGUCUUUCAGGCUGAAGCUGGGCCAUUGUAAGGGUUAAUCAUCUGUCAAAUACUUAGUAACCAUUUAUUCAGAAAAUUUUCUGCGUUGUUCAUGGAGUUUUUCAUCAGUAUGUCUGAAACCAUUAAGUACAAUGACGAUGAUCACAAAACUGUGUUCCUGAAAACAUUAAACGAACAACGUUUGGAAGGAGAAUUUUGUGACAUAGCUAUCGUGGUUGAAGAUGUUAAGUUCAGAGCACAUAGGUGUGUGCUUGCUGCCUGCAGUACCUACUUCAAAAAGCUUUUCAAAAAACUAGAAGUCGAUAGUUCAUCAGUAAUAGAAAUAGAUUUUCUUCGUUCUGAUAUUUUUGAGGAGGUUCUCAAUUACAUGUACACUGCAAAGAUUUCUGUUAAGAAAGAGGAUGUAAAUUUGAUGAUGUCUUCGGGCCAGAUUCUUGGUAUUCGCUUUCUAGAUAAACUCUGCACUCAAAAGCGUGAUGUAUCUAGUCCCGAAGAAAACACACAGUCGAAGAACAAGUACUGUCUAAAAAUAAACCGUCCUAUUGGGGAACCUAACGAUACCCAAGACGAUGAGGUGGAAGAAAUUGGAGAUCACGAUGACAGUCCAUCCGAUGUGACAGUGGAAGGAACUCCCCCCAGUCAGGAAGAUGGAAAAUCACCUACCACUACCCUGAGAGUUCAGGAGGCGAUUCUGAAAGAGCUGGGAAGCGAAGAGGUUCGAAAAGUAAACUGCUAUGGCCAAGAGGUAGAGCCCAUGGAAACAACCGAAUCAAAAGACUUAGGAUCCCAAACCCCUCAGGCUUUGACAUUUAAUGAUGGCAUAAGUGAAGUGAAAGAUGAACAGACACCAGGCUGGACGACAGCAGCUGGGGAUAUGAAGUUUGAGUAUUUGCUUUAUGGUCACAGGGAACACAUUGUAUGUCAGGCUUGUGGUAAGACCUUUUCUGAUGAAGCACGACUGAGAAAACAUGAAAAGCUACACACUGCUGAUAGACCAUUUGUUUGUGAAAUGUGUACAAAGGGCUUUACCACACAAGCUCAUUUGAAAGAGCAUCUGAAAAUACACACAGGUUACAAGCCGUACAGUUGCGAGGUAUGUGGAAAGUCUUUUAUUCGGGCACCAGAUCUAAAAAAGCAUGAAAGAGUUCACAGUAAUGAGAGGCCAUUUGCAUGCCAUAUGUGUGAUAAAGCUUUCAAGCACAAGUCCCACCUCAAAGACCAUGAAAGAAGACACCGAGGAGAGAAACCUUUUGUCUGCAGUUCCUGCACUAAAGCAUUUGCUAAAGCAUCUGAUCUAAAAAGGCAUGAGAACAAUAUGCACAGUGAAAGAAAACAAGUUACUACAGCCAAUUCCAUCCAGAGUGAAACAGAACAAUUACAGGCAGCAGCUAUGGCUGCUGAAGCAGAGCAGCAAUUAGAAACUAUAGCUUGUAGUUAAAAAACAAAAAAAAAAAAAAAAAACAAACAGAAAAUUUAUCAGAAAUAAUAUAAGAAAUUGAACAAAAUCUAUUGUUGGUAUACAUUUAGACUGAUAAUUAUCUUUUCCAAACAAAAAAAAACUAUUUUUAGAGGAUUUGAAUGCUACAUAGGAACACAAAGCAUUGCUUGGUUAGGUAUUUUAAAAUAUUUCCGAGAUGGGUAUUCUUAGAAUAUAAAAUAGUUUUGUUGUCAUUAGCAGUACAAUGCACUAAUACUUGAUUUAAUUUAAGAGUAUGAUCAAGUUCUCUAUAAAACAAGGAUCGUCACUGGCUGAUGUUUUGUUUCAUCCAGUAUGGAAUGCUACAUACGAUAUAGACAUCAAAAUCAGUGAGUUAUGUUUUAAAAUGCUGAGAUCUCAGAACAUAACAAACAUGGAGAGGAAAUACUUGUUUUUCAUAGUUUCGAAGGUGUUAUACCUGCAUUUUUUGAGAAACAACCGUUGGUUCCCUAGGUUCUUUAAUUCCUCCUUUUUUCACCUAGGGUAGGUGCUAGAGGUUGGUACCAUAGAGUGUACUGGAGGGCGGUGAUCAAAUCAAAAUUGCUUCUUAUUCCACUCCCUCAAAUAUCCUCUCAUUUUAAUUGAGGUGGCAAGUUUUAUGGACUAGGAAGUACUUGCUUUCCUGAAAAAAUGGCAUUAUUCACAGUGGUCCAGGCUGGCAAAGAAGAAGGGUCAUUGCACUCACUAGUCCCUUCUGCUGUGGGGAAAGAGUCUGACUCGUUUGUUUCUAUGUUCAUUUUAGAAAUCUUAUGCAGGCCCCAGGAGAUGGGAUGGAGCCACAAAGGAAAAAGAGUGCAUCAUGGAGAAGGAGAUAUUUUCCUUACUCGGGCCCGUAGAAACGAGUUAAAGCUAAUACAGCCUGAGGCUGUAGUUUUUAUUAUGCAGCUUUCACUUCACCUAACCUAGCACAGUUAAGGCAAAGGAGUGUUUCUGGCAGCACAGGAGAAUUAGCUGCGCUGGUGAGUGACUGGAAUUCACUGCCAGACCUCCAGAGUUUCAGAGCACAGCCAUGGGCUAUUGCAUACCCGCCAGCAGUGUUCAGACUGGGUUUUUAUAUCUUGACUUGUCACACCAGCUAAUAGGUUCAAAGCUUCCACCCUCUGGCACGCCACCUCUCAGCGAGAGGGAGACUUCAGUGGGUGAUUUCAGUCAUAACUGGUUCAGAAUCAGUGUUCACUAUUAGUCUGUUACUUAGAGUUGCCUGUUUUUUUUUUUUUUUUUUUUUUUUUUUUCUCCAGACAAGCUGAGGUAGAUGCUGCUAAUUUAACUGUUAACUCAAAGAGUCAGCAAAAUACGUAGUCUUUGGAUUGCAGUCUGCUAUGUGUAGUCAACAAGAGAAGACACAAUAACAGUGAUAAUGUGAUGCAAUGGGAUUUUGAGCCUUUAUUUUAAAUUUGUAAAUAUUACAAUGUUGUCAACACUUCAUUUGAAGUUGGAAUGGGCAAAAAAUGCACUCUUGGGCACAUGGUUGGAUAACAUUGGUCAUUUGCAAAACCUAUAGCAUAUUGAAGUGUUAAACCAGGUUCUGGUAAGUUACUGCGUCGUAGAUCACAUCUUGCAUUUCUAAAUAGAAAUGAAAAAUAGCAUUUUUGGAACUGUUAUAUGAAACUUUGCUUAUUGUUUUUGUUUGUUUGUUUGUUUUACAGUUUCAUUUUAUACAUGUACCCAUCAGGUUAAGCAAUUAUCUUAAAAUGCCAAUAAUCGUUUGAAAGCUGGUCUGUAAAUAAAACACGAAUUUAAUAUUUUAGAAAAUGUAAACUUUGGACUUUUACCAAUAUAUUUUUUUAAAAUGUUGCUUCAUUUUACAUUCAGUAAUAUUAGUUUGUAAACAAACUAUACAUUUUGUAUCUGUGCAACAUCAGAGGAUGUGUAUUCAUUGCAUUUUAUUGGUUCUCUUGAGGAACAUGAUAAAUGACCAUUGUUAAAAUGUUUUAUUGUAUAUGAUCACAGAUAAAGAUAGUAGGUCCAGAAUGGGAUCUACUUUUUUCUUUCUUAGUAGUCUUGCUAUGUUUUCUUAUCUUUUGUUCAUUUUUUUUUCUUAGAUGAUAAAAUUGGGGUGGUUAAGUCUGCAUAAAACAAAUCUGUUGUGAAAAGACUUCAGAAGCAUAAAAGGUGAAAAAAAUUCUCUAGGUCUCUUACGAAGAGUGCAAGAGGUAACGAGCUUAAAUUACAUUUACAUUAGACAUUACGAAAGAUUUCUAAGGGGUAGAAUAAUGAAUUAUUAGAACAGAAUGCCUGGGGAGGUGCUGAAAUCACUGGUACUGGUGGUAUUCAAGAAGGGGUUAGACAAACAUCUUAGGAAUGGUUUAAAUAUAGUUAUUUCUACCUUGAAGCUACAGGGUAAGCUAAGCAACCUCUGAAGAGCCUCUUUAACUUUGGUGUUUGUUUUUGGAAUGCUAGGGAAGUAAUAAAUGAACACUUGAAUGGUAAGAGAGCUCAAGGCUUACAGAAGAAAACAUCCCUCUGUCUGACGUGUGCAUAAGCAAUCAGGUUGUGAAUUUGAAACUUACAGGAAAGCAGGAAUGCAUUGAAAGACAACCAGAAGUGUAAUAACAUCAGACUUUACAUCAGAGUAGGUUUUGCUGUCCUUUGAGCUUACACCUGUAAGAGUUAUAUAAGGUUACAGCUCUAAGGCUUGCAAGAUGCUUGUAGCAUUUUAAAAUUGAGACAUUGAUAUUUUAUAUACUCUGAUACAGCAGUAUUCAGAGGCAGGAACAAGUGUGGUCACAUGUGCCUUGGGCAUGGCAUAAACACUUUACAUGAGACUUGGCCUUAACACUCUCUGCCAUAGGAACAAAUGAAGUAAAAACAAAGGAGUUACUCCCAUGUCAUAGGUUUCCAAAGGAGCGUAGGCUCCUAGUUUAGUUCUUAGGCUUACUAGUUUUUACCUGCAAAGGAUUCAGAAAACCACUGUAUUUUCCAGAGACCAACAACAAUAUCGUUCAUAAAUGCUUAAGCCUCCCUUUCCCUCCCUUCCUCCCUCCUCUCCUCUCUUCCUCUUUUUUUUUUUUUCUGGAACAUCUAUAUACAUAUAUAUAUAUAUAUAUAUAUAUAUUUUUUUUUUUUCCCUCAAAUGUCCUUCCUCAAGACAGGGCUUAGAAUAAUUAAGAAAAUAAUUUCAGCUUAAAGUUUUGGAAGAGGUCUUAGGAAGUAACCUCAGCUGUAUGCUGUUGGCAAUGUAUUUUAAAUUACUCCUGUUACGUGUAUACCUUCUGAAGGGAUUGUAUUUUAUGUACUAUGGGGAUCUGAGUGUGAAGUUCAGGUAAAUACAACUGCAUCUGAACACGUUACUGCUCCCAGCUUCUGUCUGAACCAAAAGACGCUAUGUACAGGAGCAGUUGUAUGUCAGCUCCAAGUCACAGAGUCCAGCAUGGUAAAUAGCUAUGAGCUGUACUGAUUGAGGAAUGGGCAAAAUUUUACUUUUGUUUUUACAAGGAUGAUGAUUUCUAUCAGAACUUACAAGAAAGUAGAUGAGAUCCUGUCCGGUUAAUGAGAAUUUUUUUGACGUAUUGGGACCAGACUAGCCUAAUGUUCCUAACAAGGUUUGCAGACACGGGGACAGAUUAGCUAACUAGUGUGCAUGCAAGAAUGACAGAAUGCUAUAGAAACAUGGAUGGCUAGAAUUACAUUAAAUAUGAUAUAUAUAUAUAUAUAUAUAUAUUUAAAUUAAGUAGCAAAAAUAGCAUGCAUUGAAUUUGUCCUAAAUAUACACUUCUCCAUCUACUGCUUUGAAACCCAAGUCAGUAAUGUCUUUCAUAUACAGAGGAUAGCAAAAACUCUGGCUUAUGCUGAAAGUUUGUCCAUGUUAUGGUGACAUGUGGCCAAGUGGCUUCAACGGAACUCUCCAUGUGUUAAGUAUAUAAAUACCCAUUUGCACAUUCAAGGCUUUUAUAUAUACAUACAUAUAUGUAUAAUGCAACAACAUAUCAGUUGAUUUCUGGUGACCCGAAUGGGUCUGUGUGUUUGACACCAGUUGAGAUGCUAACCCAAAGUCUCCUGAGUUGCAAAAAGAUCAAAAUGCUAAGGAAGUAUAACAGUUUAAUUAAGAUUCUUUGUGAUUUAAAAGACUACAGUGAAAAGAAAUACUUCAAAUAGGAACUUUGCUAUUCUGUGAUUUUAACUGUGUGCUCUUAAAAACAGGUGUUUUCUAAAGACAAAAAGGAACAAAGAGACCAUAUGAAAGAAGAAUACCUUCCAGCCCUUCUCCACUCCCCAACCCCUCUUCCCUUCUUACCAAUAUUGAAACAAACAUUAGAAAAUGAAGCACUUCACAGUUGAGUACUUGUGUUAUCAUUUUCUGAUUUAAUCUUUGAAAAAAGAGGUUUAGGUCAGAGAUGAGAGAUUUAGAGGUUGUCACAUGAAAGAAAAUGCCUUAUGCUGACUUGAGUAGCAAAAUUUUGAAGAGUUCAGCUUCUAUUUGUUCACGUAAGCUGCAAAGUAUUAAAUACUCCUCAAAAUUUUGCCAUUUAACUACCCAAUCUGCAGGUUUUUUUGGAGAUCUGGUCCCAGUUUUCUAAUUUAGAUGUAGUUCUAGGGCUGCCUUCAUAAUUCCAAUGAGUAAGGUUAUUUAAAUUAAUAGAGUUGGGUGAGAUAUAGAAUAAAGUGUCAGAUAAUAUCUAAGCUUAGAAUGUAUUUUUAGAGACAGAUAAUCUUAAGUCUUUUAUCAAUUCAGACACCCCUCUGUCAUACAGAAGCAGUGUAUAGCUGAAAUAAAGUACAUCUACCACUAACAGCAUACAAUUUUUCUUAAAGUAAGCAUUUAAAAGCAGUACAGAAUAGUGUAAUUCUACCUAGAAUGUAAAGACAGUUUUAGAGAAUUUUCAUCUUUUUCAGUUAGUCCACAGUUCACAGUAGUAUGCCCGGUAAGCCAGAAAAGUAUCAUUAAAAAUUCCAUUACAGCAGUUGGUCUGUCAUUUGUCUUUAUAUAGAUCUAAAACAAUUAUAAUAGCAUUCAUUUUAGAACAGACGGAGGACUUCCAUGAAUAGAUUUUGUUAAAUAUGUGUCAUGAGAGUCGAGAUGUCUCUUCUCAGGAAUGAUUCUUAGAUGUAAUACAAGGAAUCUGAAAUAAUAGAAUAGCUAAAAAUGGUGAUUUAUAUAAUAUUGAUAUGUUGUUGGGUUUUUUAAGUAUUUCUCUCCACUGUACUUCUAUAUUUUCUUAUUUGCAGGCCCUCCUCCUUUAGAUAUUUAUAAAACUCUGAAAGUUUAUGGACUUCAACAAUUCCAAUAUGAACAGAAGAGCGCUGUCGUGUUGAGAGCUCUUUAAAAUAGAAAUACACUUCUGAAGUAUUUCUGAUCCUCAAUAAUCUGUAGCUAAGUAUCUAAUUUUAUAUAGAUAAAUUUGAAAAACAUGUAGAUUGUCUGAAUAAAGUUGUUCCAAGCCUAAACUAUUUUGUUUAUGGAUAUCAAAAGGCUUGGCCAACAGCACAAAUGCUGUGUACUUGUGUACCGGAUUCCUUCUAGGAUAACCUAUAUAUCCAUAUAUGUAUUUACGUAUGAUGUAUAUGUAUCUAAGAUACAUAUCUAUAUUUAAAAGUCUGUAGCUCUUGAAAGAAUACAAGACUGCAAGUCAUGAGUGAUGCUAACAAGAGGUUGAAAUUCUUACUGAAAAAUUCCAAAUGUAUUUUCUUUUUCAUAAUGUUGAGCCACUUUGGAUAAAUAUGUAUGACAAUAACCACAUAUUACAUGCUAUGCAUGCAUUCAGAUUUAAAGCUGUAUUUUAAUGUAGAAGUAAAAGAAAUUAAUGGAAAGUGUCUUGAAUAUAGAUGGUCUUCAUGGAAUCAUAAAAUUAUAAGAAUUAUGAAGAAUGAUAAUUUAAAUUCUUCCAUUUUAGGGAAAAAAUAUAUUUUCUGAUGCAAAAUCAUUCUGUUUAAAAAAGAAAAAAAAGCUUACUGCUUACUUUUGUAGAUUUCUGACCUCCUCCCAAUGGGCUAUUUAUACAUUUGAGUAAUCUGCAUGUGCAAGCAAGUUAGCUGCAGGGAAGCUCAAUUUUUAGAAUAUUUUUAAAGACAAAAAUACUUAGCUUUUCAUUCUUCCCUAAUAAUAAAGAUUUAUUUUUUUUUUUCAGGGUCACAGAUACCACAGGCAGUGCUUAUACGAACAAACCCUUUUAGUGGCAUUGCAGUGUGCUCAGGCAAGAGGAGGUACUCAGACAAAAAAAAUAACAAACAUUUUUUUUCCUUCUGCUCUAGAAAUUGGAAAUGGAAAUAUGCAAGAUACUGUGAAACUUCAGACAGGAGUCCCUCUUCAAGCGAAAUUAUCAAUUAUGUGCAGAUUUAUUGCUUUUUUGUACUUGUUGUCAGAAUCAUUGUAGUUUACAGAGUAGAGUUUUCAGGACUGUGUGUCUGUCUUAUGAAGAUACUAGUUGGUUCUAUUUUGCAAACAGUCAAAGCUUGUGAAUGUGUUUCUGUUGUGUUUAAGGUUGCAUGGACAAAGUUAGGGAGAAGAGUUGGAGUAAAAAUAAGUAUAUACUGUGAAAAAAAUGUUCUCAAACUUGCAUUUAUUCAGCUCUAAUACAAAUUAAAUUCAAAUUUGUAUUUACUGUAUAUAGAAUAGGGUUGAUUGUAUUUAAGAACGUUUUCCCCUGCCUAAGAAGUCAGUCACCUAAGAUGGUACUUUGUCAUUUUGUUUUCAUUACCUUAACUGCAACAUUUAGAAUCUGUGUACAGAUUAUUUUUCCGGUGUGUGAAAGCCAUGAAGAAUCAUUUGAUAGAGAUCUAUUACAGUAGAAGUAUCUAGUUGUGCUGGCCGUCUUUAUCUAAGCAUUUUGUCCUGGUACAUUUUUGUUUUUCUUGAUUUUUGUUUGUUCGUUUUUACUGGGGAAUCCAUAAGCCCAUUAUCAUUCCCCCAUUUCCUGUUACAAAAUAAUUAAAAUUUUCUUGAGUUCCACCUAGGGCAUUAAGGAAUGCUUUUCUCAGAUGCUGAUAGACUUUGAUCUGUUUACUUUGCAAAGAGAUAAAGUGAAUAGAAAGUGGCUUCUGCUGCAUGGAAAGAUAGUUUGCAAUGGGAUAUUUCUCGAUGUUUGUUUCAAAACUUAAGCAUUGAUUUUGAUUUUUCUUUUUUUCUAUUAUAAACCUUGUUUUUUUGAGAAGACAGUCUUCUAAAGGGAUAGCAAAGCAGACUUUGUGUGGUAAAGCUUAAUUCUGUUGAAAGGGAGAGUCUUGUUCUUUCUCCCCUCCUUUCCAGCUCCUAGAGGUGUCUGGUGAAUUUCUGUGUCAGUGUAAGUAAGAUAAGUGGUGAAGGUAUUCAGAUGAGAAAAGGGAUGAGGGUAAACAGGAAGGAGCAAGACCUUCUUAUUUCAAAUGUAGUGAAAUGAGUGGUAGCUCGCUCUGUCUUAUAUAGCCACCCCCUUAUCUUGUCUGGACAAUUCCCAUUCCUAAGUUAUAUUCUAUUUUCAUGCUGAAUUCUUUCCCUUUGAAGACUUUUCAGGACAGAGAGUUUCAAGCGAAGCUGCACGGUACUUCUGCUGUUUUUCUGCGUAGAAUUUACUAUGCCUAGAACUUUCAUGGAACUAAUAUCGUGCUUAUUAGUUAAUAUGCUGGAUAGUCUAUGCCUUUUUUUUUAUUUUUUUAUUUUUUAACAGGCUACUGACUCUCCCCUUGAAUCCAAAGGCAAUCUAUACUCAGUGUUCUUAAAGCAUAGGAAUAGGCCUGGUGUUCUUUUAAACUCAAGCCUAGUUAUCUGUCUUAAGUGAUAACAAAGAAAGAGGUAAUGCACGAAGCUAUAGGCUUCAUGUCCAAGGCAGAGGUAAAUCAUGAGAUGUUUCCUUGUUUGCAAGAUAAGGGAAAAUCUUAAAGAAGAUCAAGGUUUCAGAUCCAUGGCAAUUUCAGACAACCUGAGUUAUGGUUGCCACAGUUUACUGUUGGGUCUGCAGCAGCACUUGUGGAAUAUCUCAGUGAACUUCUUUGUAGAGAGCUGAAGCACCUGAAAACUAAUACCUGUUUUGAGGCUAUUUUUUCUUAAGCUUGUUAGCCCCCUGAAGUGCAGCACCACAUACAUGACUGCCUCAGUGCUAGAGUCAGUGGAGGAGCAGCCCGAAGGACAGCACCUUUGUGUUUCACUUGCCAUAGUAAAACUGCUAAUUGUUGCUGAGACGGGUAAUCCUGUUCUCUCCUAUCCUCUCCAACUAGUGCCUUUUGCACCCAUUUCCUCCCUCUUGUUUGCCUUGUUUAAUGGCUUUUGGGGCUUUAGGAUAAGCCAAUUGAGCGAGUUUCUAUAACAGAGCAAUUCAGUGCUUCAGUGAGUUAGAUUUAAGUUGGCCUACCUUGUUGAACCAGCACAUUAGAUUUGAUUCAAGGUAAGUGGCAGCAUCACAUAACUAGUUAGAAGACAGAACGGAGCAGGAUUUACCCAAUUUUGGUACAACAUUCAACACAAGCUGCUAAAAUACAGCGUUUGUUGCAAAGUGUUUGUGAGAGGCAACCAGACAACAGAAAGGAGCAGACGUAACUCCUGUGCAAAAGCUACUGCUGGUAAACUUGGGGGAUUUUGAAGAGAGAAAUGUGUGUGCUUCAUUUCUUUCUUUCCUUUUGUUUGUUUUCUGAUUUUUUUUUUCUUUCGGGGGGGAGUGGAAUAGAAUUUGGAGGUUUGUACUUUUUUGUUUUUGUUUUUUGUUUUGUUACUAUUUAGAUUACUCUGAGUCCUGCUUGCCUUUCACCUAGUAAUCCUACAGAGUCUUGAAUUAUGGCAAAUUGCUCAGAUUAAAGAGAAAAGAAUAGUUAAAAAGACAAUAGACAUUUAACUCACUGAAGGAUAAAACUGUAAGCCCAAGAGGAUGAAAAAAUACAUUUUUGCAAGAUUGAUUAAUGCUUACAGAUUUUAGAAGUAGACAAUAUUCUCUAAGUCUAUUUUAGAUCACUCUUACUUUGUAAAAAUCAUUAGUCUUUUUAGCUUUUGCAAAUAAUAUAAAUCAGGUCUACAACACAGAUUCUAUGUUUUAUCAGGUGAUAUCAGCUGAUUUAAUGUUAAGAACUUUCUUCUGUCUUUGUAGUUUAGGUUUCUCUGUUAAACAUGCAGAUUUUUUAAUGAGUGAUUUUUAUUUCCUGCCAGAUAUAGGUAAGUACAGAUCCGUUUGAAGACCUGACUAUAAAAAGCGUAUAUUUAUAUUUAAAUUUGGUUCUUUGGGUUAACGAGUUUUAAAUGUAAUUCUUCAGUUGCAUAGCAGAUGCUGCAGAAGGCUUUCUUGUUCUAGAGUUGCCUUCUUUCAGUGAAAAAUUCUUCCCUGGAAAUGAGUUCUGUUCUCUGAUAUUUCUUACAAUUUUCUGUGCUUUACGUUUAAUAAGUCUUUUUUCCCCAUCUAUAGUGCCAGCAUUUAAACAUUUUUCUUUUUACAAGAUACCUUAUUUUAUAUUACAGCUGUUAUUGAUUUUGUUAUUUUACCCAGUAAUAUUUUACCUAUCCAUCCAGUAAAGUUUUCACGUUUUCCAAUAAGAUUUAUAGCAAUCUCAUCUACUAUAUUCUUGCUCUUAAAAUAUAAAAUAGAGUUUAAACCAGGAUUUUGAGACUUGAACUUUUUAGCAGUGGUGUGAGGUUUCAGUCUUAAACUUUUUAGUACUUUACAUGAAACCUUAUACCCCUGAAAAGCAGUAAGACCUCAUUAAAUGUUUCCAUUAAAGUGAGACUUGAUUUUUUUUUAAAAACAAAUAUAUUCUAACUUUGUUUCUGGAAUUAAUAUUUGUUCUGGAAUUUGAUCUUAAAUCAAAUAAGGGAAAAGAGUUCGAUUCAUGUACUUCAUAUGUAGGAUCAGCUAUACCCUUGCUUUUAUAUGUCAGAUUAGUAAGAGGUCUGAAUAUGACUAAGCUUGCUUAUCUGACUAACAGGUAGUAGACCUAUAUGCAUGGCAACGUUUAAAACCUACAAUUUGUGAAGUGUAUGACAGGCAAGUUUACUCAUGCUAGAGUUUGCCUUCCAGUCUGCAAAAAUUGAAACUGAAAUAAAUCAGAAAUUCUUGUUUAAAAAUGUCAUAGCUUCCAUUGUAAAUACAUGUCUGGUAAAACAGAAAUGUUGUAAUUAAAGUCAACAAUUACCAAUUUUAACAGAGUUAAUAAAUGUUUUCAAUGUGAAACAUAAGUUUAAUCUUCCAAUUCAGUCAUUAACUCUUCUUGUAUCCAGUUGUAUGACCGUAAGUUUCCCAUCAUUGUAAGGAUUGAUUAAAUGCAGUCAGAGGGCAGUCCAGAUUUGAUGGAUGUGAUAAAUUCUACUAGGGUAGUGAUGUCCUACUAUAGAUAUUUUUCAAUUGGGCAUGGUCUUCUCUGUGUGAAUCCUGCUAACUUUAGACUUUUGACACUCUACUGUUACAAUAUCUUUCUUUUGUAAUACCUUAUAAUAUCUUUUCAUUUGAUGUUUACAAAUGUAAUUUAAACAAUUAGGCCAAAUAGGUAUACAUUUUAAUUUUUAGCUAUGCAUGAUGGCCAAAAUUCCAUCUUGCUGGCUCUACAGAACAAGUUAGGAAACAGUGUUAUAUAUUUAAUGUUUGUAUGUUAUGUUUGUGACCUUUAGUAAUUCAAUAGUUUCCCCUUCUCAACCAAUCUAAGCUCAUUAGUAGCAUGUUAAAAUGGUUAUUUUUAUAUUUACAUAUUAAAUGUAUUUGUUCUCUGAGUGUUAAAUUAAGCAUGUAGUUUAAUAUUUAGGUUGUUUGCAUUUACUAAAAUAUUAUAUUUGAAUUUAUCAAAGUCUUUAGUGAAAUACUAUAUUCUAGCAAGUUUGGAUAUUUUUUUCUUUUAUUUAAAAGCUGCCUUUUUAUCACUUUAACUCUUUUCCAGGAGUCAUAAAUGCUUCUUUGAAUACCUUCUUUUAGGUUCUUUAAAGACUUGAGCAUAUGCCUAAUUUUAUGACUUAAAGCAAGUUACAGACACCAAUAAGCUGUGGUAUGAUCAUAAUCUUAAACAUCUUUAAUACAAAAGAGAGGGAUAAAUGAAAAAAUAUUCAUUUUUAUUCUAAUGGACAUGUUAUACAGGUAGAACAGAAAAGGUUUGAAGAUGAGAAUUUUUCUAUGGCGUACUCCCAACCUAUCCUAUGAGUGUUUAGAGUGGUGCAGAAUGGUACGGCCUUGUUCCUGUCAUGAGUUGUAUGUGAGAUCCUUUAAAGUCUCUUCCUAUGUUCCACAGUGUCUCUGCUAGAUCCAUUAGCCUAGGACUUGAUUGGACUGAAUUCCUUGCUCUAUAACAUAAUACCAGUGUGAUCUAAAGGCUCUGGUUUUUGGACUGUGAUUCAUUCAUCUGUCUCAGUGGAGGGGCUGGUUGUCUACAAAGGUGUGGCAGGUGGGAGCAGCUGCUUACUUUGGCUUCAUUGAUUUUUCCACUGUUGCAUGUGUGGUAAUGCUUUAGAUGAAUCAUUCAGUCUCAUAUUUAGACCUUCUAAAUCUAUCUGGGUCUUUAUUUCUUAUUGGUUGGCUUUUGCUUUGGGUUCAGCUUCUCUGUAAUUUUCACUCCUGUUUGUAACAUAAAGAUACCAAUUUCUGAUGUGACUGUUGGAAGAUGAAAUCAUUAAGGGGUGUGAGGCUUUCAGAUGUUGCGAUGGCAGCUGUGUAUCACAGAUUUCCUAGAUGGGGGAUCUAGGGAAGCUACAGAGAUUCCCUAGAAGGAUAUGGGACUUUUGGGAUCUCUUUACUGGCUGUGAGAAGUCCCAGUGUGGACUCAUUUCUGUGAUAUUUAAAUUAAGAAA